This is a messenger RNA of Tigriopus californicus, 8224 nucleotides long. RefSeq lists its product as uncharacterized. The transcript is spliced from 8 exons. Gene Ontology annotation, biological process: protein homooligomerization; potassium ion transmembrane transport. The coding region runs from base 1861 to 5601 and encodes 1246 amino acids. Lineage: Eukaryota; Metazoa; Arthropoda; Copepoda; Harpacticoida; Harpacticidae. The record is from RefSeq and is a predicted model, not a curated record. Gene Ontology annotation, cellular component: membrane; voltage-gated potassium channel complex. Gene Ontology annotation, molecular function: delayed rectifier potassium channel activity; protein binding.
CAAGGCACAUCUUGCCUUCACAAAAGCCUACCCAGGCAACGAAAAAAAGCAUGUGUGAAACACCGUCCUCGCUCUAUAUCUUGUGUGUCUCUUUGCCAAUGUCAAGUGCCAGUCAUUAUGAAAAAGAUGAGGUAUACCAGGUCUGAGGCCUCCUAGUCGGAGCUUCAGAAACCGUUGGCUCAGAUUUCAGCCUCACUCCGGGUUGAUUGUGGGACGAAUCCGGGUUGGACCAGGAAAAACGCCCCAAGUUCAACAGAGUCCAUUCAAGUGAGUGAGUGUUGGUGAGUGAGUGACCGAGUAUGUAAAUUGGUACCAACAUUUGAGAAACAUUGCACGCUGAAAACCAUCCAAAGUCUGGAAGAGGUAUAUCUGGCUCAUCAAUAUGCUCAUCACCAUCAUCUUCAACAACAUUAUCAUCAUCCCCACUUGCUCCACGCCAAGAACAAGAACAACGGCAACUCAAGAGGAAUGUUCCUACCGUGGACCAUGAUCAAGUCUGAAUGAAAAGUGAAAGUUUCGGCGGAACCGAUAAUAAUGCCUGCUCCGCAGUUUCGUUGGCUUGUGUGCCAAGUCAAUUUUGGGGAAUGAAUAUGCUCAAGUCACCUCCUCGUUGGGAGUUUUCAUAGCUAGCUAGCCAGCUGGCUAGGAAGUUAAAACGCCAGCCAGUCAGUCGGCCGGUCCUCCUAAAUUGAGUGAAUGAGUGCAUGGCCUUCUCGGGAGAUAGCUGGGAUAGCUGUUGUUGCUCUUCGUCGACGAGUUCUUCAGCGACAACAACAACAACAUCAGUACCGACGACAACAACAACUAACACUAUUGCAACUACUUCUACUUGAACCGUCUCACUCUUGGAGUCAGUCGAGGUCUGAGGCGAGAAAGUGUUGCAUUAGGAGUAAUAAUAGAGUAUUUUUUACAUAUGUGCAGCUUAAUAAGAGGGCUCCAUUAUACUCCGGCAAGUCUCAUCAGUGGUCGUGGCCAAUUGUUCCAAGAACAGAAGAAGGAGAAGGAGCAACAGCAACUAAAGCAGCAGCAGCAGGAGGAGGAGAAUAUGAAGUGGCCGACUAUUUGUCGCAAUUGCGGUCCUAGUCGCUGUUGCUGUACCAGGUGGAAAUGAAUCUGCUCUUUUAUGAUCAUUAUGUGAGCCGAAAGGGAUAGUGAAGUGCGCCAACCCAAGACAAAUAUCAUAAAACGAAGAAAACAAAGCUAAUUUUGCCGUUAUUCUGUUCAAGCUGUGUGACCUCGAGUGCCUACAACUACGGCAUCAUGUAUGAUGCAUGCUAACCAAUGCUGGAUGUGCUAAAGAAAGUGGUGUUUUCUCCAUGAGAAAGAAAAUCGGCCUUUCAUUCUUCAAGAGACAGUGGCACCUUCAAGAUCUCCUUGGAUUUCAUUUCUGUGCGUUACCCGUGUGACCAUGAUUUAACAGAUUAUGAAGAUGACGAGGCCGCCCUGCAUUGAUUCGGCCUCGACAUUGACGACCUCGACAACACCUUUUGACUCCUCCAACGUCAUUGUUGAGGCUGCUUGCCAUCAUCAGAAGGAACUCAUUUUGCUCCUCAACUUCUUUCGAACCGGUGAUCCACACUCUUUGGACCAAGCCUUUGGCCGAGGAGGAGUGCCUACACUCGAGAGUAGCCGUCCAUCCCACAGCUCUCUCAACCAGGAGGUGGCUUCAGCAAGCCUGUUGUUGUUGCCACCGCUUUCCCACAUUCCUACUCGAGAACUCAUUCAGGCACCUCCAUUGUCCUGGGGGGGCACAUCAAUUCACGCUUAUCAAUUACAAACUUGCUCAAAUCACCGGAAGGGCUGCCAGUGGAAUCACAGCCCUUGGGGUGUGACCACGUGAAAAGUGGUUGACCCCUUGCAAUGUCAUCAGAUCCUGGAGGAGGCGGAGGAGGCGGAGGAGGCGGAGGAGGAGGUGGAAGUGGAGGAGGUGGAAGCGGAACAGGAGGAGGAUGUGCCGGCGAUGAUCCACCCCCUCUCCCCACAACACAGCCACCGCCAACACCGUCUUUACAAAAAACGACUGCUAAUAAUACAAUCAACAACACAUAUGGCUUGGGCCCAGGCCUGGUCCCCAGUGAUAUCUCCCGGGCCUUGGAGGAAACCGCCAAUGUCCUGGCCGCUCCCAAUUCCGUUUCAAGUCCAGGACGAGGGGACUUGGACUCUCCCACGGGCCUCAAUGGUCCCAAUGGGGCGUCCACAACGAGCAAAUGGGACGAGGACACUCAAAGUGAGAAUGGGUUGCCGGGUUCCACUUCGCUCCCCGAGGGUCGGUGUGGUGGGUCAACAGUUCCUCCGGAUUCAUUUAUGAUAGCACGGGCCAAGGCCCUGAAUCGACGUGUGCUUAUCAAUGUGGGAGGGACCAAGCACGAGGUGUUAUGGCGGACGCUAGACAGGUUACCCCAUACCCGAUUGGGUCGACUUCGCGAGUGCAACACCCACGAAGCCCUCAUGGAACUUUGUGAUGACUACAAUCUGGUUAAUAAUGAAUAUUUCUUUGACCGCCACCCUCGCUCAUUUAGCUCAAUAUUAAACUUUUACCGCACGGGCAAGCUCCACUUAGUGGAGGAAAUGUGUGUGCUAGCCUUCAGUGACGAUCUAGACUUUUGGGGCAUCGACGAAUUGUACCUGGAGGCGUGUUGUCAACACAAGUACCAUCAACGCAAAGAGCAUGUUCACGAAGAGAUGCGAAAAGAAGCCGAGUCGUUGAAGACCAGGGACGAAGAAGACUUUGGUGACACCAGAUGCUCUGAAUAUCAAAAGUUUCUCUGGGAUCUGCUUGAAAAGCCAACCACCUCAAUCGCCGCUAGGGUUGUGGCAGUGAUAUCCAUUUCUUUCAUUAUCAUGUCCACUAUUGCACUAACCCUGAACACAAUUCCUGCCGUUGCCGCUGAGGACCAGUUCGGCAACCCCAUUGACAAUCCCAAACUGGCCAUGGUGGAAGCGGUGUGCAUCACCUGGUUCACCUUGGAGUACGUCAUUCGGUUUGCCGCCUCUCCUGACAAAUGGCAGUUUGUCAAGGGUGCUAUGAAUGUGAUAGAUGUUCUGGCCAUCAUGCCCUACUUCUUGUCCUUGUUCAUCAUGGAGUCGAACCAGAACUCCCAAGGGUUUGAAGAUGUGCGCAGAAUUGUCCAAGUUUUUCGAAUCAUGAGGAUUCUUCGGAUCUUCAAAUUGGCCAGGCACUCCACGGGUCUGCAGAGCUUAGGUUUUACUUUGAAAAACAGCUACAAAGAGCUGGGCCUGCUCAUGCUCUUCCUAGCCAUGGGGGUGCUGAUCUUCUCGAGUCUGUGUUACUUUGCCGAAAAGGACGAGGAGGACACGGCUUUCCAUAGCAUCCCCGAGACCUUUUGGUGGGCCAUCAUCACCAUGUGUACCGUCGGAUACGGGGACAUCUCGCCCACCACGUUCCUCGGCAAGAUUGUCGGCUCUAUGUGUGCAGUUUGCGGCGUAUUGGUCAUUGCACUGCCUAUUCCCAUCAUUGUCAAUAAUUUUGCCGCCUUUUAUAAAAAUGAAAUGCGCAGAGAAAAGGCUGUGAAACGAAAAGAGGCCCUCGAGAGAGCCCGGCGAGAAGGAGCCAUAGUGGCCUUUCACCAUGUCAACCUGAGGGAUGCCUUCGCCAAAAGUAUGGAUCUGGUGGAUGUCAUUGUGGACGCAGGUCGUAACAUGUCCGUCAUGGGUAGUCAGCUAGAGAUUGACAUGGAUCCCGAGGGCGAUCUCACCGUGGUUCCCCGACAUCAUGGUCAGACUGGCACGGGCUGUUAUCGGCUCCAUGAUCACCGUAUCGGUGAGACCAACCAUGGUGGGCAGGGGCCAACUUUCCGUGCCCUUCCCGGAGGCGGUGCCCCACCACGUCCCAAUCCUCCCUCGUCAGAUGUCCCAUCCAGUACUCAACUCCAAAAGCAUUCCGCAAUUGGGCACCGAGGUCCCAUUUCGGGUCUGGGCCAUGAUGGACCCGGGCCUCCCAAUGGUGGGAGUUUUCAGCCUCAUAUAUUGGAUAUGCCCAUUCAAGGUGACCACCCAUCUCAGCAACAUUCGUCCAGGACCCAAAAAGUGCUCAAUGAACUUUCUACACCCAACAAAAAAUCUAUGCAAUCACCUCGACCAUAUGAUUUGCACAGCUCUAGUGUGAUCAAUAUUUCGACCGUGGAUGGAACUUUGGCCAUGGAAAUGAUGUCCUACGGAAAUAAACUGGCCGAUCAGUAUAGCAGUUUGGAUAGUUCGGACACUUUCUUGAGUUGCAAUACCCAUCCAUAUCCUUCCCAAGGCUCUUUGGCAGGCUUGGAAGAGUUAGCCGCGAAAGGCUCAAUGGCUGCAAAUGGUUCUAUGCCGGCUGUUAACAUUAGUGGCUUUAGUAACAACGUGUUCAAUGGCAACAGCGUUUUUUCUACCCUGUUUGAUCCCAGAAAACGCUCUCCAGCUAGUCCAAAAGGGAAUGCCAGUCCGGCCAAUCACCAUCGUCGAGUACGGAUUGCUUCCCGAAGUCUUAGCUCAGACAACGAACUGGAAGCUUGGGCUGAUUGCAUUGAAGAAGGCGAAAAACGUUACCAAGAUGAGUCUGAGCCCAAGCAUAGAAGGUCUAGGCUCACACAAGGCCCCUCGCCGAAAUUAAGACCGCGUUUUGAUUUGGAGAGCACAAACCAAGUAGAAUUUGAUCUCACUGACGACGAGAGGCCAAGACAUUCUUACAUGACUACACGUGGUCUAGCGGCUGUUUAUCAAGGACUUGCUUCGUUAAGUGAGAAACUGGGAAGGAGUAACAAAUACUGCGCUUCGGGUCCAAUGGAAUCAAUCAACUUGUCGGUGGUAAAAUCAGUCACAAGUCCAAGUGGUCAACGAAAGAAAUCCAUUCUGAAGAAAUCUGAUAGCUUGGGAGGGCGUGGCUCUCAUGGAGGGGACCCAGAACGAGAGAAUCUCUUAGUGUCUGAUCCUGACAGCUUGAAUGCCACUCCUCUGGCGCCGCGAAAAUAUCUUCAUCAUGCUUCUCCAAAGUACGAUUCUCAUGAGAGGAUUCCUCUACCCCCUCAUGCUUCUCUGCCAAACGUCCAUUCCAAAGAUCAGCAUCAAUGUUAUGAAGGUGCGUCUACUGGAACGCCCCCGUCCUCAUCGUUUACCUCAGAUGAACUUUUGGAUGAGCGAAGUGCCCCGUCCCACAUUGCUAUGAAGGAUAUUCAGACGUCCACCACAACCCUUGCCCAAAGCAUAGCGGCGUCUGACAACACAAAAGCUACUAAUACUACCAAGUUUGAAAGGGGCCGAGAUCCGAGCCAUUGUCGAGAUAUUGGAAUUACUGCCAAAACUGCUGUGCGGGAUGACUCUGGCAUAGGUUUCGAGUCAAGCAAUCUUGCCACCGCACCCAAUGGUCCCCGAUGCACAAAUCAGACUUGUCGGAUUAACAAGCCUUCAAGUGCGUCAUCCACGUCCACUCGGAUUGUCUGCAUCUGUGGUCAUCACAUGGUCCAAACUAUCAGCUCACCUCCGGAAGACGAGUCCACACAACGCAUCAGUCCAAAUUUGACCCAUGCAAAAGCCGAGGAAGGUUUUGGUCUCCCUCAAGCUACUAGAUUACUGACGAAACACUCCGAAGUAAAAAACUCUAAAUCCUAGUCCUACUAGUCCAGCUUCAUCACGAUCUUCCAAUCUUCCUUAACUAUGCUUCUGCGGUGGCCCCAUUAUGCGGUAGUUGCUCGAUGAUAUUGGCCACAUUUCUGUACAACGUGGCUGACAUGCAACAGCCCUUAAACAACCUGAUGUUAACUUCGAAACCCGGGAUUUGAAGGGGAACUGUGGAUACUCUUUUUGAUGGUAGGGUCUCCUGUGCCUCCUUAGCUUGCUUGUGCCCGCCUCGUUACGCGUCAACCGCUUUCUACGGAAAGGGUCCAGUGAAUGACGAGAACUUUCGAAGAGGGGAGUGCACACCAGUCAUUAACGAAAUAUCUGGAUUCGGACAAACAUAUGCUUUUCUUAGCAUUAAUUGAUUUUUGAGAUUCAUUCACUUGAAAUGAGAAGGAAUUCAAGGAUCCUGUGUUACUGAUUCUUCCGAACAAUUAGUGAAGUCAUGCAAACGGAUUACUCCAAGGCUUGGAUCUUUUCAUGUUCAUCUUUAUUCUCAUUCUCAUUAUCGUCGAUACCGAAUCCUUUGUGGAAAAAGGGACCUUUCCAGAUUAUUGUUGCUGCUUUUACGUGUAAAUCGUAAUCUUUAACUACCACUACCACUACUACUGCUACCACUACAACAACAACUACUACUACUACUACUACUACCAUUAUUACUAAUAUCAAUACCACCAUCACUACAACUACAACAAUCGCUGCAACCGCUGCAACCACUAUUACAACAGCUACUACGUUGCUGCCGCCGCUGUUGCCGCUACUGCUGCUCUCAUCACAAUCAUUUCUUCAAUUCACUUCGAGAUUCUGGAAAAUGUGCAGUCUGUUCCUAAUGUCGUCGUUGAUAUUACUACAAAUACUGCUACACAUACUACCGCUGCUAAAAAAUGCUGUUGCUAAUCUCGGCACCUUCACCAAACCCCUUCGCCUAUACUUCUACUAUAUUACAAUUGUCAUAAUUAUGAACCCCCACCCCUAGCGUACUUCACUAUACUAAUAAUAUUCUGAUGAUUAGUACACUUCCUCUUCUAACGCAACAACAACUCCAUUGCUGCUAUUUCGGCGAAUCUAAAAGCUAACGCAUUAUCUGCUCUCCACUCCGUUAAGAACACAUUCUACACAUUCUAGCCCUUUUUUCCAUUUCCCAUUCACUUCGUGGACGCUGGACCAUGAGCCAUAACAAGUUCAGCCUCAUGGCCAUAUUCUUUUGGACCGCAUUGCGCCUAACAAGCAUCUUUUUGAAUAUAUUCAACCCUUUCGACGCCCAGCAGGCAAGACACCUAGAAUGACAAGUGUGGUACACCCCAUUUCAGUUCACUUUGAUGGCUUCUUUGGUACGAAAACACAAAACCCUGGCAUUGAAUUCCAUUUGAAUUGAAUUGAUUUUCGUGGCAGCUGAAGAUACAUCAGGAAGCUAAAUGGAUCUUUUUUAUUGGUUUUGAUUGUGCACUAGUCCCAAUGGCAAACGUUAGGCUGACCCAAAGUUCUUGUCCCUCAUUUUCUAUUUUAUGGUCACAAUGAAUCAACCAACUAUUCCUUAUGUUUGGUCUUAUCCUGUCAAGCAAAGUUGGUUCACACUUGUCAAGUCUGGCGUCGAAUUGAAGUAUCCAACCACACUUUUCUGUUCCAAAGUUUCAACUGAUCUAAGAUUGGCCAUGGCAUUGAUUGCAGGUUCAGAAACACAUCGAACUGUGACCUAGCGAUAAGAGAUGUUUUCCGAUCAAGUGUAUGUCCCCUAAAGUGUAGACCAAAUUUUCCACUAGUUCUCAUUGGCAACUUAGCCACUCUUCUCCCAAUUUUUAUAAAUCGACCCGUUUACUUCCAAUCACUGUAAGAUGUUUAACCUUUGGGCAAUUGUGGGAAUACUUGGCCGGUUGGCGCGAGAAUUCUAGAGUCCUGGAAAACCAAAUCAUUCAAAAAAAGCUUUAAUCGUUAAUCGACAAACUUAGUCUCAGCUUGAAUAUUUAAUAAUUCCCAGCCCUGUUUUGAAUCACGCUUGGCCGCCAUGUUUCCCAACAGCUGCCCGGUAUUGACAAGAAUGCGCAAAAGACAAUCAGUCCAUUUUGUAUCGCAAGCAAUUAUGGAAGCAAUUGCGUAUUCCAAAUUUGCUUUCUAGUCAUGUGAAAUCUACCUAGUAGUUAAGGCACUACCCCUUUUCUCUCCCUCGAAUGCCGACCAUGUUCAAGCUUCUCCUUCCUUCGACGAGUGAAUUCAAUUUCUUUUUGCGACUACAUUGGCGCAAUUCACUUCGUUUCUUGAAUUUAGUUUGAUGUAGCCAUUUCUUGGUGCGAGUGAACGUAGAAUGACUGUAGAUCGAAUACUAUUUUUCUAGAAUGAAAGAGCAUCUGAAAGAAUGCUUCCUCUUCUACUGUGGCUUCAAUCGAGUCCACACGCUUGGGUCACGACAUACCAUGAACCAUCUCACGCUUGUCACGUGCCCUGAAAUGGUGCCACGGCCAAGUUUAGGAAAGUUGGAACUUGCCAUCAAAGCCCGUGUCUUCUGUGUUAUUUUCUCCCAAUUACAGUUACACAUCUGUUAAAAGAUUGAUGCAGUUUAUUUAAAUAAGAGUUGAUUGAAUGAGAAGAGAGUUCUAUUGAAAUAAAGAGUCCUACUCAUGAA